This is a messenger RNA of Nicrophorus vespilloides, 5499 nucleotides long. It is a transcript of the gene gw, whose product is annotated as protein Gawky. Gene Ontology annotation, biological process: positive regulation of nuclear-transcribed mRNA poly(A) tail shortening; miRNA-mediated gene silencing by inhibition of translation. The transcript has 16 exons. Gene Ontology annotation, cellular component: P-body; nucleoplasm. The coding region runs from base 711 to 4835 and encodes 1374 amino acids. Gene Ontology annotation, molecular function: RNA binding; protein binding. The record is from RefSeq and is a predicted model, not a curated record. Lineage: Eukaryota; Metazoa; Arthropoda; Insecta; Coleoptera; Silphidae.
UGCCGAACCUUGCGGUACCCCAGGCAGGAUUCCGUCUGCGCCCGCUCUCUGCUGCUCGCGUCUGCCUCUCUGCCACGUACAGACGGAUCAAUACACAAAUCCACUAGUUGUCCACUGUACUACUAAAGAACUAAAUGCAAGAAUUUAACGCCAAAUCUGUGGAAGUCGUUUGUGAUAUUUAGUAUUCCCGGAUAAUAAUAGCAACAACAACAACGAGGAGGAGGAAGUGACGGAACUGUUCUCUGCUGUGCGAUAUAAUAUACAUGUGCGAGACAUCCUCGGUUCAAAUUCAACACAACCAUCUCGUAUUCAUUAGCGGCAUUAUCAUUAUAGUAUGCUGCUGCAAUUCGUCGAGACUUCACUCCUCUCCUCAACAACAUAAACAAAGAUCAACACUGCGGUGGACCCGCCGCUCCAGUGUUCCUUUAGCCUCAAAGUAUCGUUUAUAGUUUAGCUAUUCCCCAGUUUGUUUUCGAAUUUUACUAUUAUUACUAUUUGUGUAUUAUAUUCAUUGGUGGUGCGCGAUUUUCGUAUACGUAUAUUAUUAUCAUCAACCUAUUUUAACCAUUAUUGUUUGGGAAUUUAAAAUGACUUGUGUUUUUCUGCCGCUUGGAAGACGUGUUUGCCCCCCUACCGUUCACCGCUACGAAUAGUGUCGGGGCCUCCAUAUUUAUCUCUGGCUGGCUAGACUGACAUGGAGCACUAGUAAGAUGCGCGCCCCCGUCCCCUCCGAGCCGAACUACACAUUUCCUACCUACCAAGUGCCUCAAGUGUCAGCCAUGAGGGGCCGCGCACCCCCAGUACAAGUCGCUCGGACAGCAAGGGUGGUUAGAGCCGAACCCCCAAGUGUGUCCCCCUGCGUUCCCUCGAACGCGAAAUCUGUGAUAUACGGCUCAAGUUGCCCUUCCGGCAACUCUAAUCUUAGGAUGCAAUCUGUGACCGAAAACUGUCUUCUGAAUUCUGUUACCGUACCAAAAAUACAACGUAACGUAGCCCACAAUAAUAGCGAUAAGUUAGCAUGUAAGUCUGGUGCUUUACUCCUCGGACAAGACAUUCCCGGCAACCAAAAGGCUGAUAAUAAAAUACCCCCCGGACUGACUACUACGCAGUACCUAGAUGAUGUUACAAUUACUAGCACCGCCAGCAGCUCCUACUCACUGGCCAGACUCAUCGAGAUGAGCAGGCGUACCAGAGAGUUGCAGCAACUCGGCGCCCCCAUGCCUGCCAUGCGACUGCUCGGUGGCGGUGAGAGCUCCAUCAAUACCGGCACCUCAGGAUGGGGCUCGCCGCCCACCCAACAGGCCAGUAAUAAUAAUGCGAAUACCUCCAGUGGUUGGGGCACUGCCAAUCCUGCCAACCAAAAUAAUACGGGGACCCAGCAAUGGAAUAAUAACGCCAAUCGGCCCCCAACUUCUGGUCCCGGCAAUACUAAUCAAGAUGUGAACAAAGCCAAUUCGAACUUACCUCCAAAUGGUCAAGCGCCUGCCGCCACUCAGGGCAACACAGGAUGGGGACAGGCCGGUCCGAAGCCGCCCACGACUGUGGCCCCGCCAACAGCGAACUCAAAUAAUGCGCAAAAUCAAAACAACCAACCCGCUGGACCAGCGGUAAACUCCACGACUAAACAACAGCUCGAACAACUCACCAACAUGCGCGAGGCCAUCUUCAGCCAGGACGGCUGGGGCGGUCAACACGUCAACCAGGACACUAACUGGGACAUUCCCAGCAGCCCGGAGCCGCAGAAUAAGAUGGACGGUUCUGGCAACGGAGCGCCACAUCCAUGGAAGCCGACCGUGAACAACGGCACGGAACUUUGGGAAGCGAAUCUUCGCAGCGGCGGACAACCACCACCGCCACCGCAGCAGAAAACCCCUUGGGGUCACACUCCGUCCUCGAAUAUCGGAGGAACCUGGGGUGAAGAGGAUGAUGCCGCCGACAGCAGCAAUGUUUGGACAGGUGUUCCGUCCGGUCAACAGCAGCAGCAACAACAACAACAAUGGAGUGGAAAUAAUAGCAAUUCGGGAACCAUGUGGGGUGGACCCAAGAAGGAGAACGAUUGGACUAGUUCGACAGGGAACACCAAUUGGGGCGAUCCUCGUGCUCCCGAUCCCAGGGCGUCUUCGAUAGACCUACGCGAUAUGCGUCCAGAUCCACGGGACAUGAGACCUGGCAGUACAGAGACUAUGCGCAUCAUGGAUCCUAGAGAGCAAAUGAGAAUUGUUAGCGGUGAUAUGCGUGGAGAUCCCAGAGGAAUAACGGGUAGAUUAAACGGUUCUGCAACGGAGGGUUUCUGGGCUCAGAGCGUUCCGCAAGCCAGUGCUCACCACAUUCACCCACACGGAAAGACUCCAGUGGGUCCAGGUAAUGGAGGUGCUGGCUGGGAAGAGCCUUCGCCACCGUCCCAAAGACGCAAUAUGCCCAACUACGAUGAUGGCACUUCCCUCUGGGGCAAUCCUCAACAAGGUUCUCACUGGAAAGAUCUGCCAACAGGAGGUGGAGGUGCUGGAAACAUGGCAGGCCGUGGUGGAGCUGGAAAUGGACCACCAGGUAUGGCUGUGCCCGCUACUCGCGUCCCCAUUAAAGGACCAUCCGAUGGAAACAGCGUCUGGCGCAAUGGAGGUGGAGGAGGAGGUGGUUGGGUUGAUGAACCUGGUCCAGGAGGUGUAACAGGAUGGGGAGAAGAUACUGGUCCAUGGCCAAAGCAGAAGUCUAUGGGUGGAGGAGCUUUGCCACCGCUCUGGCCAGACAAUGAUAUGGAUUGGUCUCACAAGCAGGGUCCGAAGAAGCAAUUAACACCAGAAAAUAUUUGGAACUCAAAGCAAUUUAGGGGAUUAAUCGAUAUGGGAUAUAAGAAAGAGGAUGCUGAACAUGCCCUAAGGGUUCGAGACAUGAACAUGGAAGAAGCUCUAGAUUUCUUGAAUACUUCUGUUCGUAAUCCCAGCAUGGAUGGAUGGAACAGAAGACACGAGGACCAUUAUGACCAUCAACAGUUUCCUGGUCAAAGAGGAUUUCCUUCUGGGCCUUCUGCUCAACUUAAUUUCCAACCAGGAAAUAAUACACCGAAUUUGUUGAAUAACAUGGGAAAUUCUUCAGCUGGAGGAAACAACUCUCUUAUCAAUAACAUGUCACCAGCUAUAGUACAGAAGAUGUUAUCUCAGGUUAGCGGCGUGUCUCAAGGGAAUGGCGGAGCGGGAGGUCGUUCGAUGCAACCCCAGUCCCAACCUUCAACUGCACAACUUCGCAUGUUGGUACAACAAAUUCAAAUGGCUGUCCAAGCUGGUUAUCUAAAUCACCAGAUAUUGAAUCAGCCACUAGCUCCUCAAACGCUGAUCCUACUAAACCAACUACUGCAGCAGAUCAAGAAUUUGCAGCACUGGGCCAACCAGCAAACAAUGGCACAGAGUAUGGUCUCCUCGAAGCAGAAUUAUCUACAAUAUUCACUCGCAAUCACGAAAACGAAACAGCAAAUACAAAACUUGCAGAACCAGAUCGCUGCUCAGCAAGCGAAUUACGUAAAGCAGCAGCAACAACAGCAGCAGCAGCAACAGCAUGAUAUGUUUAAGUCAAAUCCAAUGCAUGAAACUCUGCACAGUUUUAGCGAUCUCGUCAUUAAGGAUAACCAGAAUCAAGGUCAAUCUCGUUUAACGCAAUGGAAGUUACCUCCAACGUUAGAUAAGGAUGAAGGUGGAGACUUCAGUCGCGCGCCGGGUUCAGUAUCAAAGCCUUUGGUACCUUCCCAUAGCUCACCAAAUUUGAAUCCUUUGGGACUAACACAAACGGAUGGCCCAUGGUCCAGCGGUCGUAGCAAUGCCGGCGAUGGCGGAUGGCCAGAUAGCGCUCCUGGUGAUACCAUGGGGUCAGAUAUCAAGGAUGUCCAAUGGGCGGCUCCGUCGCAGCCUUCCCUCACAGAUCUCGUACCUGAAUUUGAACCAGGGAAGCCCUGGAAGGGAAACCAAAAAUCAAUUGAAGAUGAUCCCACCAUAACUCCAGGCUCCGUGGUAAGAUCUCCUCUAUCGCUGCCGACAAUAAAAGACAGCGAAUUGUUCAAUAUAAAUCCGAGUAAAUCUCCACCGCCUGGUGCUGAUACAAUCCAACCGCUAAAUAUUAGUUCCUCCACAUGGACAUUCAAUCCACCAUCGUCAUCGUCAAGUGCAUUUACAAGCAGCCCUCAGAAUAAGGUGCCCAGUAAGAUUUUGGGAGGAUUGAAUCCUUCCUCGUCCGUAAAUAGUGAGCUGUGGGGUGCUCCGAAACGUGGCCCACCUCCUGGUCUCUCCACCAAGAGCAAUUCCGUUGUCAAUGGUUGGGGAUCCAACAUCAGUUCUGCGUCCACUGGAUGGGGCGGCUCUCAACGAAGCAACUGGGUUAAUUCAAGCACAACCCCAUGGCUUCUACUUCGCAAUUUGACUGCCCAAAUAGAUGGGUCCACUUUGAGAACACUUUGCUUGCAGCAUGGACCAUUACAAAGCUUCCAUUUGUAUUUGCAUCAAGGAUUCGCCUUGGCCAAGUAUUCUACUAAUGAAGAGGCUGUUAAAGCUCAGAAUGCAUUGAACAAUUGCGUUUUGGGUAAUACAACAAUCCUCGCCGAGAAUCCUACCGACUGGGAGGCAACCAGUCUCUUGAGGGAGGUGGCCAACCAGCAGGGAUCUUCGGGCGGAUGGCGCGGCGGAUCCACCAAGCCGACUGCAGCCGACACUUGGAGCACAAGCUGGUCCAAUUCCUCGACGACCAGUUUGUGGGGCUCCUCCACGCUGGACACCGGUGAUCAAUCACGUGCUACACCGUCCAGUCUUCAAUCGUUCUUGCCAGAAAACCUUCUUGGCGGAGAGACGAUGUAAAAUGAGAAAAGAGAAACCCAAGCAACAACAGGUUUUCUAAUUUAAUUUGUUUUUAAAUAAUACUUUUGGGAGUUUUAAUUUAUUUAAAGAAAAAAAAAGAAACUUCUUAAGCAACACGUUUAUAAGAAUGCUAAUUUCUUUAUUACCUUAUUUAUUUCUGGAUAUAUAUUAUUUUCUUUUAAUCUGAGGAGUUUUCUUUUAUUCGGUUUGCGUUUACUGCAUAUUUUUUGUUAAUGUGGACGUGUUGCAUCUUAAGUUGAAAUUUUCUCCUAAAAGGCUAAAAAAAAAGAAAAUAUUAUAAGUUAGAAAAGAAAAACAAACAGCUCCGAUUGUGACUUAAAGACGCUCAAUUUCCACAGAAGCGCACUUGAAACUAGUCCCAUUCUUAUAUAACUCUAUAUAUAUAUAUUACAAAGUGAAAUCCAGCAAUACUUAAACAAAAAAAAACUAACAGAAUUUGUAUAAAUGAAGCCAAAUUAUGAUUACUUUUUUUUUUAUUCUGCGGGACUGGUUUUUUUGCCUCUCUAUAUAUUCUCAAUUUGCGACAAAUCUUUUGUUUUAUUUUGUUUUGUGUGUGUAUGUAUGUGAAGAGAAACAGGAAUGAUGUAACAUGUAACCCGAACUAGUCUUAUUAUUAUCUAUUAUUUAAACUACGCAAGGUUCU